GGGAGUGCCGCACUGUCGGAGGUACUGCCGAAAAGCCUGUCAAACAUCUCAUAAGAUGACCAAUCAUUCUCAGGCAACAGGAGCAGACCAAGUGGUUGGAAUGGGCCUGGUAGGGUUCAGCUUGGUGGUUUUCACGUACUACACAAUCUGGGUCAUUGUCUUGCCAUUUGUGGACAGUAGCCAUAUCCUUCACAGUUAUUUCCUGCCGCGUGAGUAUGCUGUGAUCCUGCCUGCAGUUGCUGGUCUUCUCCUGGUUUUAUUAGUAGGAACGUUCAUUGCUGUUGUUAUGUGGAAAAGCAGGAAACCUGCAAAGAAAACGGAUUAGACGGAAUUCAAAGAUAAAAAAACAGAUCAUCCCAAUGUCAGCUCGUCCAGGUCAGAAAACGGAUUAAGCAGAGGAUUUAAAUACAGACAGUGGAUUAACCAACCUUUCUGCUUUGAGAUGCCAUCUUACUGUUGUUUAUUGACUGGCUCCUGUAUUCCAUCAAUGUUGUGUUCCAGUCUGCGAUGGGAUUCAGCUGACACCAGACUUGGGCACAGUGCCCUCUUGUGUCAGUCUGUCUGUAAUUCCAGUGUUCAGUUUGAACAUCAUGCUUAGUCGGACAGAAACGCAUGUAUACACAAAAAAAAUCAGUUUUAUUUGUGUAUUACUCGGAUAAAAUUAGGACUCGUGAAUUAUACCUAUUUAUAGAAUUGCGUAAUUGUUGUACAUUGGAGAGGCUGCCCGAAAUAGCUCCUCUUAUCAAGCAGAGUUGAGCUGCCUGAAAUAGCGUGGAGCUUGAGAAAGCACUGGGGACGAGCUGAGCACAAAAACUACAUUCACCAAUUCCAAAGACCAUGUUUCACAUUUUAUAAUGAUGUGUUAUUGUUUAAAACAUACAGCUAAACUCAGAUGUUGAAGCUUCACUGUGGUUUUGUCUGCAGUACAAUGAAAACACAGCAGCUUCUCCUGUCUUCAGGAAUGCAUUUGGCGAGAAUCCUGUUGCAGUUAUCACACAAUAUAGGUGCUGAAUGAAUGGAAUGUACCAGUACAUUCAUUCAGUAACUGCUGCAUUAAAUGGCAAACUACAAAUUGCACCCUAAACCUCAGAAUGAGAGCGAGUACCUUCAAUUGCUCAUGUACAGAGCUGCAUGCUGCCUGACAAAGUUAUAAUUGUUUUGUGUGCUAUUGGGAGGGUCCUGUUCUCGCAACAUUAUAAAUAUUCUGGUUAUAAAGAAUCUGGGAGGUCAUACAGGCUCCCUUGAGCUUUUGUUUAAAUCCAGCAUCUUGUUUCCCUGGAGGUUUGUUUAAUGCAACAGUGAGCUUUUUUUUGUUUUUUGGAAAAGAAAAAUCACUCUUAGGAAGUGUGUGCAGUUGGCAAAGCCAUCAUUGAUCACAAGUCACUGGUCUUGAAGUGCUGCAAAGCAUGUGCUGUUAGUUUCAGAGUAUUGACUCAGCGAUGGCAAUAGAUCGUCAGUUCAGGAUGGUGCAUUCCUUGGGGCACUUGUAGGUGACAGAACUCCCAUGUUCCUGCUGCCCUUGUCUUUCGAGGCGAUUAAGGUUGCCAUUUGGAAGGUGUUGACAGAGCAGACUUGGCAAGUUGAAUGUGGUUAGUCUGGCCACAGAUGGUAGAGAGACAAGAUGUUUUCAGGUGGAGGAUGGGUUCCAGAUUACAGAGGCAGCCUUGUCCUGAAUUGUGAGUGCCUGCUGUGUUUUACAGUCCAACCUUACUCUACAGUUUCACAAAUCAUCUGUGCGUCACUGCAAAAUGAGAAUUGCAUUAAGUAUGGGAGUAUAUCUGGAUCCUCUGUAUCAUGUCACAAGGUUUUACAAUCAACUUGAAUUUUGGGACGGCCAUGUUAGGAAUAGAUUUGUGUUUUUUAACUGAGGGACACAUUUUGUUUCAUAAAUUGACCUGAAAUGCACAACCAUAAAGGGACAGUAAUAUUAGUGUAGAUGUUGGAAUAUAAGUUGAGUGUGAGAAACCAGAGAAAAAAGUCUUCCAGAAACUGGGGACAGUUUAUACUCAGUUUAAAGGUGAAUAGUCAGUAUGUUUGAUUGCCAUUUUGGACUGGGUGUGACAUAAGCUCCUAGCAAUCAUUGCAACGUGGUUCCCAACACUUGCUGAGUCCCAUGUGCCUGGUUCUAAAGCACUGGUAAGUAAAACAUGCAAUUGUGGGGUGAAAAGUUGUGGCUGAAAAUUAGGUGAAAGGGUCAGCUUGUACUGAGUACAUGAUCCUUGGGGCAAGAAAAAUGGGGUUGACAUAUAUAUAUAUUGUAUCCCCAUGAUUUAAAGUACUCUAUAUAUUUAUGUUUAACAGUGAGCAGGAGAAACCCUGCUGUUGCAAAACAUGUAAAGCAGGAUAUACCAUGAAAUGGCUUGUAGAGAGAUUUGAGAGUAAAAGGCCUAUUAGCAACAAGCAAUAAAAUCACUUCAGUGAGGGAGGAGGAUGUUCUUAGUUAGAAAAUAAGAAUUUCCCCAAGUGUGAAUCACUCUGACGAGUCGCUGAAGUUGGAUUUAACUGGAAAAUAAAAACUGAAAGAACUGUGGAUGCUGUAAAUCAGAAACAAAAAUAGAUGUUGCUGGAGGAGGAGUUUGGAAGGGGGACAGAAUAGGACUGGAACAAAGAAUGUUCCACAUAUCCCACAAAGAGACAGGCAUAACUGGGGACCCAGUUUUUUUCUCCGAUAUAUCGAUGAUAUCAUCUGUGCUGCUUCUAUCUCUCGUCUGGAACUGGAAAAGUUCAUUGAUUUUGCUUCCAAUUUCCACCCGCUCUCACUUUAGCCUGACUCCUCCCUUCCCUUCCUCACCAUCUCUGUUUCAUAUCUGGAGAUAGACUAGCCACUAAUAUUCACUAUUAUAAACCCAAUGACACCCACAGCUACCUGAGCUAUCCAUCCUCACGCCCUGUUUCCUGCAAAUACUCGAUUUCAUUCCCCCAGUUCCUCCAUCUCCACGUGUGUUCCGAUGAGAUCAACCUCAACAAGGAGCCUCUGAAAUAUUCACUUUCCUCAACCGAGGAUUCCCCAGCACUGUUGUUGACAGGGCCCUUAACCGGGUCUGACCCAUCUCCCGCACUUCUGCCCUCACCCCCUCUCUUUCUUCUAGCAACAGCAAUAUGAUUGUUUUUGUGCUUAACUACCAUCCCAUCAGCAUCCACAUCCAGAGGAUCGUUAGCCAC
This is a messenger RNA of Chiloscyllium plagiosum (whitespotted bambooshark), 3162 nucleotides long. Lineage: Eukaryota; Metazoa; Chordata; Chondrichthyes; Orectolobiformes; Hemiscylliidae. The record is from RefSeq and is a predicted model, not a curated record.